CACGCUGGCAUCUUCUUCGUUCGUUCAUCUUCUUCAGAACGGUCUAAACACUUCUUCUCUUUUCUGCCAUCACUUGACUCAUCAUGAAAACUCGCGAACACUCUCCUCACACCAUAUAAAUACGCUUCUUCUUCUCCACUUUCUCAUCACUCAGCAAAAUCUCAUCAAGAAUAACCAAGCUCAGUUCUAUCCAUCAACAACUCUCAGCAAAACGAUGUCGCUCAUUCCAAGUUUCUUCGGCACAGGGCGAACGACCAACGUCUUCGACCCCUUCUCCCUUGACGUGUGGAACCCAUUCGAAACCGCACUCUCCUUUCCGCGUUCCGAGGUCUCGAGCGAGACGGCGGCGAUCGCCAACACGCGCAUCGACUGGAAGGAGACCCCGGAGGCGCACGUGUUCAAAGCGGAUCUCCCGGGGCUGAAGAAGGAAGAGGUGAAGGUGGAGAUCGAGGAGGGAAGGGUGCUUCAGAUCAGCGGACAGAGGACGAAGGAGAAGGAGGACAAGAACGACAAAUGGCACCGCGUGGAACGUAGCAGCGGCAGCUUCCUCCGCCGCUUCCGCCUGCCGGAGAACGCCAAAGUCAAUGAGGUUAAGGCUGCUAUGGAGAACGGAGUGCUCACUGUCACUGUUCCCAAGGAGGAAGUGAAGAAGCCCGAUGUGAAACCCGUUCAGAUCACUGGCUAGGCUCCCGAAUGGUACCUAUGUGAUCGGAAUCAAAUGAUGAUGUUGUGUCUUUUCUGUAUGUCUUUUUUUUUUUUCUCUUUAUCUGUCUCAGUCUGACAGAGAUGAAUAAAAUGUAUGUGUUUGAAUUGAGUUUAAGGAGUGUCAGAUAAUACUGAAAUGUUAUAGCAGUGUUUGUGUUCA
This is a messenger RNA of Vigna angularis (adzuki bean), 865 nucleotides long. Its product is annotated as 17.5 kDa class I heat shock protein. The record is from RefSeq and is a predicted model, not a curated record. The coding region runs from base 215 to 685 and encodes 156 amino acids. The transcript has a single exon. Gene Ontology annotation, biological process: protein folding; response to salt stress; response to heat. NCBI's taxonomy places the organism in Eukaryota, Viridiplantae, Streptophyta, Magnoliopsida, Fabales, Fabaceae.